Nerophis ophidion (straightnose pipefish) is the source of this 2824-nucleotide messenger RNA. RefSeq names its product NALCN channel auxiliary factor 1a (gene nalf1a). Gene Ontology annotation, biological process: calcium ion import across plasma membrane. NCBI's taxonomy places the organism in Eukaryota, Metazoa, Chordata, Actinopteri, Syngnathiformes, Syngnathidae. Gene Ontology annotation, cellular component: plasma membrane. Gene Ontology annotation, molecular function: stretch-activated, monoatomic cation-selective, calcium channel activity. Bases 566 to 1654 code for a protein of 362 amino acids. The record is from RefSeq and is a predicted model, not a curated record. The transcript has 3 exons.
UUAAUAAACCCAACUAAGAGGACGUCAACUAAGCGGUCGUGCCUAUCUGGUAUUGAGUCAUGGUUGGGAGCAGUUAAAUGGCACAAUCGGAGAGCAAGUAGACACUUUUAUUUUGUAGAGCCAAACAGGAAACAGCAGUCGUUGUUGUGUGGAGUCUGACGCAUGCGUGCCAACACGCACUGUAGGCUGGCCAAGCAACAUGGCGGCAACUUGACAGCGGGAUGAAGAGGCUCAGCCAGGGCUUGAAAAAGCAGAGAGCGGCGCCUUUCGCCAACAGCGAGCCCACACGGCGUCACCAUGUCGGAAGGGGACAGCGGCCAUAGCCGAGCACGACCGAGGCGUCGGUGAGCGUUCGGCUAAGAAGCGCUUGGGAGGCCGCGCCGAGGAGAGGAGAGAAGCGGGGCGGAAGGAGGAAGGAGGCAGCGGCCAUGGAGGAUGCGGCCCGGCCUUCCCAGCCUUGUCAUCCGGGCGGACAUUAAGGCAGGCCGGGAGCAGCCCGGGUGUCCAUGAGUGCUGCGGCACAGGCGCCGGCACGGUGGAGUCGGCCGGGUCCGGGCCCCGAAAUAUGAGCAGCGGUGCUGGGACGUGUCGGCAGCAAGACGACGACGACGGCCUCCGCAUCUGGCUAGAAGCUCUCCGGGAGAACCAGAAGCCUUUCACCGACUCUGAGAGGGCGCAGAGAUGGCGCCUGUCCUUGGCCUCCCUGCUCUUCCUCACCGUGCUGCUCUCCCAUCACCUGUGGUUCUGCGCCGAGGCCAAGCUGGCCCGCAGCCGCGAUAAGUCCAGCCUCUCCCCGCACACACGCCUCGCAGACGCCCUUUUUAUAGAAAACUCCAGCCGACAUUUGUGGCUGCUGGAAAGUUGCCAGGCGGACACCUGCUUGACUUCCGCCGACGCCGACCACUUGUGCAGGCUCCUGUCCGACAAAGAGAGCCCGCCGGCGGUCAACAUGAGCCAGUUGUACCUCUCCUUUUGUAACUCCUACUCGCUGCUGGACUUGUUCUACGGCUCCACCAGUCCCGACAACCUCAACUGCAGCCUGGACGUGCUGGCCGACGGCGACACCAGCCGAUGCAGUCUGUGCGUGCAGGCCUACCAGCGCUACGACCUGCACGCCCAGGAGAAGUACGACGACUUCGAGCUCCUCACCUGGAAGUACGAGCCGGCCUUGUAUUCGGUGCGGAGCUGCAUGAGCCAGUGCAAGACAGCGUACAAGCCCUGGCUGUGUGCUCAGUAUUUCCACACAAGCCAGCAAUCAUGUCGGAGAAAGGUGUCGUGCCAGCAGUACUGUCUGGAGGUCCAACAGAGCUGUCCAUUCAUCCUGCCCGACAACGAUGACUUAAUCCACGGUGGCACCCCCAGUUUCAUCUGUACAGGAUUGUUGAGAGAGAAUCCGCCAGAGAGCAAAGCUGUGUGCUGUGACGUGCGAUGGGACUCCAACAUGAAGGGCCCCUCAGGCGAGGCCCAAAAAAGGACUGCCUCCUCCUGCCUCCCCAAGGGGGCCUCGGUCACCUCCAUCGCCAGCCCGAGACUGUGGAGUGGGAGGCUGAAGAUCUGCCUUCUGGCGCUGGUCCUUCUGCACACUGUCAUUAUUAUAUCAGCCUCCCAUAAUUCCACCUUGGCGGGCGUCGCUCGAGAAGAGCACCUCCGAUGAAGAUUGAACAUCAUCCGGGUUGGAGAGGUUUCUAGUUUUUCACAAAUGUCAUACUGUGGCUAUGUGGGAUGUUGGCAUCGAGGAAUUGUCUGCUGCCAACACAACAUCCAGCACAGGAAUUGGUAGGGCUUGUUUGGAGUUUUUGGUGGACAGGACCACUCCUCUAAAGUACUGACCUGGUCCCGCUUAAACCCUGCUCAUUGUUUCUAUUCCAUUCAUACUUUUUGGAGAAUAUCAUCUCUCCUCCCUAUAUUUGCUCUCCUUUUGUCUACUUCCCUCUAUUGUGGGUCUAGAUUACACUUCAAAUUGGACAUUGAUCAAGUCUUUAUUUUCAGCUUCCCUGCCAAGUCUUUUUGACUUGCUGCAUCCACAGUACUUCUCCUCCUCCCUGCUACCUUGCAGGGAUGCACCCAUUAUUCCUCUGGGUCAAACUGCGCCUGAUUCUUGCAAUUGUAAGAUUCAGCUCAUAGAUGUUUCUCCCCCCCCCCCCCAAGCCCUUUGAUUAGACAUGUUUGGGCCUCAAGUGCAAACAUAAGGUUGCAGGUGUCACGCAAUGUGCACUGCUCGUCUUAAAUUGACCUCACCAUGUGUCGCUGCAUGAAGCCAAAACUGCAGGGGGUCUCACUUAUCAACUCCACUUCUUCUUUAUUAUGCUUAUUUUUAUACAACCAAAAAGGCAAAGUCACACACACAAUUAACUCUAUGUCUAUUUUUGCUACACACAUUUCUCAGAACACGUGCGUUUCACCUUGUUAUUGGCUCCACCCCUUUUGCCUGAAGGGAUUGGGGCCACAUAUUUUGCUGUGUGGAUGUUCUUACAACAAAAACAUGAAUGAUACUUGUAGUCAGGCAUCAUGGGCUCUAUUUUGACAUUCACUUCAGUGAAAAAAGCUGCACAAAUGUGCUGAUUUUCCCCUUAGAUUUAAAUCUGUCACCACACCACUUCAUCCAAGAUGUGAAUCUGGGUAGCACAACCUUAAAUGUGGCCCUUCCAGUCCAAUAACUGAAGUGUGGCCCUUCCAGUCCAAUAACUGAAAUGUGGGCCCCUCAGUCCAAUAACUGAAAUGUGGCCCUUCCAGUCCAAUAACUGAAAUGUGGGCCCCUCAGUCCAAUAACUGAAAUGUGGCCCUUCCAGUCCAAUAACUGAAGUGUGGCCCUUCCAGUCCAAUA